Corythoichthys intestinalis (scribbled pipefish) is the source of this 2672-nucleotide messenger RNA. Its product is annotated as gap junction beta-1 protein-like. Gene Ontology annotation, cellular component: connexin complex. Gene Ontology annotation, biological process: cell-cell signaling. The coding region runs from base 454 to 1194 and encodes 246 amino acids. Gene Ontology annotation, molecular function: gap junction channel activity. NCBI's taxonomy places the organism in Eukaryota, Metazoa, Chordata, Actinopteri, Syngnathiformes, Syngnathidae. The record is from RefSeq and is a predicted model, not a curated record. The transcript has 2 exons.
AAUCGAAAAUACAGAUCGUUUCCACCGUCAGUCCAACUUAAGAAUUAAAGAGUUCAUCAUUUUGUCUUGUGCAACCUGACAGUCACAGCAGUUCAGGUCAAAGGCUAACUUCAGCCUUCGAACCUCCCUAGCACAAUAAAUAAUGAGGCACGGUCUGGGCCCUUUGUGUCCACACAGAUUCCUUCUUAAGCCCGGGGGUAGGCGGAAAUCGAGGCAUUUGAUGUGAAAGAGUCUUGUUGCGGUGCAAUAAAGGAUACCAUUGUAUGGAAAUGAUUUCGACAAGGCCAUAUGACCGCUAUGGUGCAGGGCACUGGCUUGUGGCAGUGGAAUGAUUAGCAUUUUCCAAACACAUAGUGUUCUCCACAGAGCCCUUUUGGAAAAACUUUUUAAUUCUUUUCUCUCUGCUUUGUACACUUUGUGUGUACCAUCACAGCUGAAGCUCUGGAGUCAAAAAUGAACUGGGGGUCCUUUUAUGCCGUGAUCAGCGGCGUAAACAGGCACUCAACAGGUAUUGGACGUAUAUGGCUCUCCGUCAUCUUCAUUUUCCGAAUUCUGGUCUUGGUGGUUGCGGCAGAGAGCGUUUGGGGAGACGAGAAGUCCGGAUUUACCUGCAACACCCAACAGCCAGGCUGCAACAGUGUCUGCUAUGAUCAGUUCUUUCCCAUCUCACACAUCCGCCUUUGGGCACUUCAGCUAAUCCUGGUCUCCACCCCAGCGCUUCUUGUGGGUAUGCAUGUGGCCCAUCGCCGCCACAUUGAAAAGAAGAUCCUAAAGCGGGCGGGACGUAACAGUCCUAAGGAGCUGGAUCACAUCAAGAGCCAAAGAUUUCACAUCACGGGAGCUCUGUGGUGGACUUAUAUGAUCAGCAUCUUCUUCCGAAUCCUUUUUGAAGUCGUUUUUCUCUACAUUUUUUACAUGAUCUACCCAGGCUUUAGGAUGGUACGCUUGGUCAAGUGUGACUCUUACCCAUGUCCCAACACAGUGGACUGUUUUGUGUCCAGGCCAACAGAGAAGACCAUAUUUACUGUCUUCAUGCUGGCCGUGUCUGGAGUUUGCGUGUUGCUCAACAUGGCUGAGAUGGUCUACCUCAUAGGCAGGGCUUGCAAACGAUGUUUUCAUCGCUCUGAGGAAGAGUCCAAAGUUGACUGGAUGAGUCAAAAAUUGUCUUCCUACAAAGUGAGAUCAAUCAGCUGAUGGCUGACUAUUUUCACAGUGAGAUGAAAGAAUGAAAGGCAAGAGAUGUCAGACAGCUUGGCCUUCAUCUCCUUUUAAACGAUUUAACUUUCAUUGAACAUGCUGCUCAAUAUUCCUGUUACAGUAUUAUUUAGGUGUAGGUGUGUAAUAAAUAAGUAAAUAAGUCUAUGUAUCCUAUUAUAUUCUAUGUCAUGUGUUGAUGAUAGGUAAAGGUCCAUGUACCCUAUCAGUCCUCAUCCAUGUUUUGAAUUAAUACCAACUUAAUCAGUUUGCAUUGCUGUCAUCGAGUGGCUUCGGUAUAAAUCUGAAAUGGCAUGUUGAAAUUUUCUUUAAGAGCUGUAUGAGAAAAAAAAAAGUCUUAAGAAAAAUACAGUGCCUCGGUUACGCAGUUCUAAUUAAAAGACAUUGUUUAUUAAUAUUGUAGAUGGCAAUUGUGUUAAAUAUUACUGCAUAGUACUGACAGCAAAUGACUCGUUCCACAAUAAGUUUCAAAUGCCAAAUGUAUGUUGUUAGUAAGCAAAGUAGCUUUCCCCCGGAGUUUGAUCAUUAUUGUAAUUUACUCAUACAAUAUACAGAAAACAUUAAGGUCCUACUGUUGUUACUUGAUCAAACUGCUACAAAUGUUGCAUGCGUGUGCUUAUGAUUGAAAUGUUUCAUGUUUUAAGUCGUGCCAGAAGACAUCAUACAGCACUUCCACGAAUGCUGUAUUUCAUGCUUUCGUUUGUUAUAAACUCGACUACUGGUGAAACCACUAAUUAGGUUCAGCUGCAUAGUUCAGUCACACAUUUGGGACAUUUGUUAGUUGAUGUUAUUCUACUUUCAUGUGAAGUCAGAAUAAAUAUGACUGCAUAUUUCUAGCUUUGUCAUUUAUAUGGACAGGGUCACAUUUCAGCUGCCAUCUGUUGUAAUGUGAAUAUAGUCGGCUCAGUACAUAAAAAGUAGGUAGUUCCACCCUAUUUAGUUGAAACUGUAUUAAUAAUGGGACUGUUUCUUUAACCUAUCAGAAAUCAAAUUUGUCUAAGUUUAGCUUGCUGGAUGAGGUACGGGGCCAACAAGUUGACACCCAUAGUGAUAUUAGCAUUUUUCUAUGUUCUGAUUGGUUGGUCAGCGAAAAAACUUGUUACAACCAAAUUCAACUAGUGAUCUGCACACAGAAUUAUCAGCAUAUGUGAUAAGUAUGACUGUUUUUAUCCUGUUAGAUAAGUUUUAAGAAAUGUCAAUCGAUAUGGGAGUUAUUUACUGUUUAUACUUUUUCUAUUACAGUAUAUACAGUAUUGAUGGUUCUAUAGCUGCAAUGUGAACAGUUUGGGCAUAGCUCAGCACGGAUUAAACUUACUCACUCACUUAUUGUUUGAAUUUUUACACUACAACAUUCAUUUUGAGGUGAAGACCCUUCGGGAGACGUUCAGUUUUGAGCUGCCGCCGCAUUUUCAUGCAUAUUCAAAAUAAAACACGAUUUAAAAGUCUCCACCAUAGUG